This is a messenger RNA of Podarcis raffonei (Aeolian wall lizard), 1289 nucleotides long. It is a transcript of the gene HMX2, whose product is annotated as H6 family homeobox 2. Bases 312 to 1148 code for a protein of 278 amino acids. NCBI's taxonomy places the organism in Eukaryota, Metazoa, Chordata, Lepidosauria, Squamata, Lacertidae. The transcript is spliced from 2 exons. Gene Ontology annotation, biological process: regulation of transcription by RNA polymerase II. Gene Ontology annotation, cellular component: nucleus. Gene Ontology annotation, molecular function: DNA-binding transcription factor activity, RNA polymerase II-specific; RNA polymerase II transcription regulatory region sequence-specific DNA binding. The record is from RefSeq and is a predicted model, not a curated record.
UGAAACUUUCCGGGGCAGCCUGGCUGCCUGUGAUUGGCCGAGGCGGAUGUAACCUCCAUGCAAAUGAAGCCACGCCACCCCGCCGCCUGGAGAUCAAUAGAGAUCUGAGAGAGAAAGGAGCAUGCAUUCAGGCUCGGCAAGCUCAGGGAAAACCUGCCAAGGCACGCCAAAAACACCCCCCAAACUGGUCCCCCCAAAGGCAGGCGAGGUAGCCAAGCCCCCCAGGCAGCCCCCGCACCCUCCGACGAGACCCCCUGUCCCCAGCGCGCCUCUAAAGCGAGAGCUGUUCUCUUGUUUCUUAUGAGCCCAGGAUGAGCAACAAAGAAGACCCGAGCAAGUGUUGUCCCGCAGCACCUCCGCUCUCCAGUUUCACCAUCCAGUCCAUCCUAGGCAGCGGCACCUCGGAAGGAGGCAGGGAGCCCAGCUCCAAGCAGCCAGCCUCCGCCUCCGCUUGGCCGAGCAGGAAGAGGAGCCUCUCCAUAUCCUCCGAAGAAGAGGAGCCGGAUGAGAGCUGGAAACACCCCGCUUGCUUCUGCCCCGAUUCGCAUGGUCCUAAAGAAACGUGCCACAAACACCACCAACCCAUCAGUUUCACGUGUCUCAGCAACCCGAAGGGGAACGGCUCGGCGAUCAGUUCCGACCGGACGCCGCCUUUCCUUUCUCCGUCCCAGCCGGACUUCAAGGAAGAGAAAGAGAAGCACUUCGGGCCGGGCUCGCCGGCUUCGUCGGAGCGGCAGCGGGACGGCGCGGAGCGGCAGGCGAGCUCGGCCAAGAAGAAGACGCGCACGGUUUUCUCGCGGAGCCAGGUCUACCAGCUGGAGUCCACCUUCGACAUGAAGCGCUACCUGAGCAGCUCGGAGCGCGCCUGCCUGGCCUCCAGCUUGCAGCUGACAGAGACCCAGGUGAAAACCUGGUUUCAGAACCGCAGGAACAAAUGGAAACGGCAACUCUCGGCGGAACUGGAGGCGGCCAACAUGGCCCACGCCUCAGCCCAGACUCUCGUGGGGAUGCCCCUGGUUUUCAGAGACAACUCCCUCCUCAGAGUGCCGGUUCCCAGAUCCAUCGCCUUCCCGGCUCCCUUAUACUACCCAGGCAGCAAUUUGUCGGCCUUACCUCUUUAUAAUCUCUACAACAAGAUCGACUAUUGAACUGGCGCAGCGUCUCCACCCACGACCUUUUCUUCACCCGCCCGCCUGUUAUUCAUAGGAAAGGAGAAAUGUGCUUCUUGCAUUGUUAAGAAAUACACCAUGUGUAUUCAUUAUUAUGAUUAUUAAUUUUUUUAAGGGGGG